AUGUUGGUGUCAUUUGAAGGCCUGGCUGUGGACAUCACUCAGGAGGAGUGGCAGUACCUGGACUGUUCUCAGAAGACCCUGUACAAAGAUGUGAUGAUGGAGAUUUACAACAGCCUGUUGUUUUUGGGAUACUGCAAAAGCAAACCUGAGGUGAUCUUCAAGUUGGAACAGGGAGCAGAGUCAUGGACAGUGACAAAACCCCUAAAUCGUAGCCUGUCAGAUGAAAAGGCUCAUAUGGGAGAUACCUGUAAUAAGUCAGUUGGCACUGUAGGAAAGACAACUGAACAUGUAAAGAAAACUUCCCAGAAAAAGUCCUACCACAGUAAACCUCAACAAACACACAAAGGAAAGAAACUUUAUGAAUCUUUUGAGUAUGAGGAAACUCUCAUUUACAAAUCAGAUUUUACCACAAGUCAAAGAACACAUACAGGAAGAAAAAUCUAUUCUUGUAACCCCUGUGGAAAAUCUUUCAAUUGUAAAUCCUGCCUUUCUAUCCAUCAUAGAACUCAGAAAGGGGAAAAGCCCUCUGGGUGCAAUGAAUGUGGGAAAUCCAUUUACCUGAGGUCAGAUACUACAAAUCUUAUGAUUCAUUCAAGAUACAAAUCUUUUACAUGUGAAACAUGUGGCAAAGCCUUUUAUUGGAAGUCGCAACUCAUUCUACAUCAGAGAAUUCACACAGGGGAUAAACCUUAUCAAUGUAAUACAUGUGGAAAAGGCUUUCAUUGGAAAACAAGCCUUAUUUCACAUCAAAGAAUUCACACAAAAGAGAAAUCAUACAAAUGUGAUAUUUGCAGAAAAACCUUUUCAUGGAAGUUAAAUCUCACUCAAGCCUUUCGCUGGAAGUCAAACCUCACUACAAAUCAGAGAAUUCACACAGGGGAUAAACCUUUUGAAUGUAAUACAUGUGAAAAAGCCUUUUGCCGAAAAUCACAACUCAUUGUACACCAGAAGAUCCACAAAAGGGGGAAAACUUAUGAAUGUAGUACCUGUGGAAAAUUCUUUUUCCAGAAGCCACAACUCACUCUACAUAAGAGGGAGAAGAUUUAUGAAUGCAAAAUGUGUGGAAAACCCUUUUGCUGGAAGUCACAACUCUUUACCCAUCAGAGAAUGCAUAGAUCAGAGAAAAUUUAUGAAUUCAAUGCCUGUGGAAAAGUCUUUUGUAAUAACUCAACUCAUUACACAUCAGAGUGUUCACACAGGGGAGAAAAUUUAUCAAUGUGA
Messenger RNA from Lepus europaeus (European hare), 1221 nucleotides. RefSeq names its product zinc finger protein OZF-like. NCBI's taxonomy places the organism in Eukaryota, Metazoa, Chordata, Mammalia, Lagomorpha, Leporidae. Gene Ontology annotation, molecular function: DNA-binding transcription repressor activity, RNA polymerase II-specific. The transcript has 4 exons. Gene Ontology annotation, biological process: negative regulation of transcription by RNA polymerase II. The record is from RefSeq and is a predicted model, not a curated record. Bases 1 to 1221 code for a protein of 406 amino acids.